AUGAUUAAUCCUCACAACGUGUUAAAGGUACUAUCUAACCUAACAUCGAAUAAAAUAUCCCUUAAUUCACUAUCUCCGAUCAAUAAUGAUGAAGAACAUGUCACAUCAAAUUUAUAUACAUGUUUGGAGUCCAUUCUGGAAAGUAUAUCUCACAUAUUUGAAACAGAAAAUACAUUGGAUCAUGACGAUGAACUAUUUGAUGAAGAUGUAGAGAAUUCCUCACCAUUGGCAUUUACAGAUGAAGAUCUUGAUUCAAUCAAAGAUGCUGAUUAUGAAUUAAUUGAUGAAUUUAAUUUACAAAAUCAUUUCUCACUCGAUUACAUGAAACAAGUGGUUGAUUAUUAUGAUGAAAAAGAUCCAGUUACAGGCAAACUAUGGGGUCUCAAAAAGGCUCGCGAAUUACAUUUAACAGAUUUUCAAGCUAGUGAAAGUUGGUUAUGGAAUUUUCAAUUUCGAUAUGAACCAUCAGGACGUAUUGAUGAUAAUGUCAAAAAGAAUUUGUUCCAUGCAAAAAAUAUUCUACUUACUGGUUCUAAAAGUGAUAAAUUAACAUCGUCACUGAUCACUUAUUGGGUUAGUCAAUGUUUAUUUCCAAAUUUACGAUCCAGAAUGUUGUUACUUCUUGACAGUUUACCACGUCAAACCCAUCCAAAAUUUUAUGAAGAAUUGAAAGAUUUUGAAUAUAGGGGCAUUCCGCCAAAAACUAUCUCAAUGAUUCAACUUCUUGAUCUUUACUACAACCGUCAACAUAAGAAAAUUGUAGGUCGUAUAUACGAUUAG
This is a messenger RNA of Adineta ricciae, 780 nucleotides long. The record is from the annotation of a GenBank genome assembly. NCBI's taxonomy places the organism in Eukaryota, Metazoa, Rotifera, Eurotatoria, Adinetida, Adinetidae.